Gymnogyps californianus (California condor) is the source of this 1782-nucleotide messenger RNA. RefSeq names its product single-pass membrane protein with coiled-coil domains 3 (gene SMCO3). Lineage: Eukaryota; Metazoa; Chordata; Aves; Accipitriformes; Cathartidae. The transcript has a single exon. Bases 12 to 689 code for a protein of 225 amino acids. The record is from RefSeq and is a predicted model, not a curated record.
AUUUCUGAAGAAUGGCGCUGAGUGACCUCCUUUACCCAGAUAACCCCAAGAGACGGCAAGAAUUGAUCCAUCUGCACCAGGAAUUGCUUGACUGCAUGUCCACAAAUUUCCAUGCAACAAACGAGCUGGCUGGGGUGCUGAAUGAACACCUGGGCUGUACCAUUACCCACAUUCAGAUGAGAGAGAGCAGCACUGUCAAGGAAAACUGUGACAUCAUCAUUCAAGCGAUGAGUGAGAUUCAGCAUCAGGUACAGAAGAUUGAUAGUGACAUGAAGGAAAAGCUAGAGCCUGUACUGUACCAGAAGCUGUAUGACAUCAAAGAGCCCGAGUUGGAGAAAAUUGCAAUAGCCCAUAAAGUUUUUUCCAUUGUUCUUGGAGAAGCGACUUCAACAGCUGGGAUGGUAGCUAUCAAACUUCUUAGCUCCAAUCUUAUAACUCUCACUGUGAGCAAGCUUGUGAGUCUCCUUGCACAGAUUGGGGCAUCUGUUCUUGGAGGAAUCAGCAUCACCAUUCUUGGGCUUGGCAUUGAAAUGAUCCUCCACACCAUCCUGGGAGCCGUGGAGAGGAAUCAGCUUCUGGCAGCUGUGAGAAGCUACGAGAAGCACCUGGCUGAGUUUAAAGCAGCCUCAGAAAAGUACCAGUGUGCCAUACGUGAAGUGACUUCUUUGGUGAGACAGCAGGUUCAGUGAAUGAAGUCGGAGUUCUCUCUCCUGCAGCAGCUACGCCCGCAGAAGCCUUUUUGAUUCAUUAUGGUGAAUGAACUACUGAUGACUUUUUUUCUUUUUAGUGGCAGCAGAGCAAGAGAUGUGACAGAUCAGUGAAUUGGCACUGAAAUAUAUUAAUAGGGAACUGGCUUACAGGUGCUUCUGGGAGGCAACACUUCAAAUACUUCGCACCUUUCCUUCAGCUAUUUUAUGGAAUGCAUUGUAGAUAACCUUGAACUGUAAUUCAUACUAGUGACAAUAAUAUUCACUGCUGGAGCAGUAGUGGUGAGAGGGUGUGUUUUUUCCCUUACUGUGUUUCUAUAUCAAAGAUGACAACAUGAUGAGAGAAAAAAAUUUCAACAAGCCAGUCCAUGUCAUUGUCUGGAGGGCUCAUCAGGACAGCUGUGGUUGCUAAACUCUUAGUAUGGAUUAGUGCUAAAUCUGAUAGGCUGAAUUCCCUGUUCAUUGAACUGCUUACAAGGACUAGCUGAAGCAUAUUUAACUGCUAUUUCCUGUCCCAUCCCUGCCUAAGGAGCCAGCCAGAGAUCUUCUUUAAAUAAACUCUAAUCCCGGUAGAUUAGCAAGUAAGAGAAGCAUGGGCCUACAGGCAAACACAUAUAGACUUGCCCCACAACUGAGAGAAACCGGCUGUAGUGUUCCAGGCAUGCCUGGCUGUGAAUAACCUCUUAUGCUCAGUAAUGCCCCACUCCUGCCAACCCACAGGUAAAUAUUUCCGUGCACAGUUGCUGCUCUGUUGAUUGAAAUGCGAUUAUGCGCACGUACAAGUGUCUGUAGGAUUACAGCCCUAUUAAUGCACUAAAUUUAUUUUCACGUGCUUUACCCAGUCCCACCGAUGUGGGACUGCCAAGAACGUGCUCAGAUUCUACAUUUCACAAUAUGCUUAGGACAUUUCACAAUGCCCUUGUUUUUCAGAUUUUAAAAACAAAGCUGGAGGCAAGAACAUGAUUUGCAGUCUCUUGCUCUGAUUUGCUGUGGUUUGCUUUUUUUGCUUUGAUCUUUGGAAAACAAAAAAAAGGUAAUUUAAGAAUUAAUAAAAAUGUACCUGAAUAUCAUAAGA